AUGUCGGGAGCGAAUUCGACUAACCCUCGACGGGUCUUGCAUGAGAGUAGUCCAUCUCAUCAGAAUGCACUCGCUAAGAUCCGCCUCGUUCCCUCGACACCUCCGCGACUCCUCGCUCUCGGCCCUGAGCUUGAUGAGGUCUAUUCACGGACACCCCUCCCAACACAUCCAAGCCAUCUGCUUGACCCAUUCCCCGUCCCCGUCCCCGUCCCCGUCCCCGACCCCGACCCCGUCCCCGGAAAGGGGCGCGUCUAUCAGCACCAGGGGCAAGAGCAAGGCUCAGCCUCAUUCCCUCGUGCAUUAGAUGAGCAGUUUCAAUUUCAAUUUCAAUUUCAACAACGAAUCACCAGAGGUAAUACAGGCCAGCCACCGAACAGCGGCGGCGGCUCUUCUCAAUCAUCUCAAUCAUCUCAAUCCUUUCAAUCCUCUCUCCCGUAUCUCUCGUCAAUCCGUCAGUCUUCUCCCAGCAGCUCGAAGCCGCUCCGGAAUGUGCCAAAGAAGCGCUCCAAAAAUCGUCUACAAAUCCACCCAGACCAGAAGACCUUCUCCCUGGUGCCCACCCAGGAUGAACCCCAGCCUGAAGAAGAUGCCUCGAAAUCACCGACAUCCUUGUUCUUUUCUACCCGCGACAUAUUAUCCGAUUCGAUCCCCUUUAAUCAAGGUCAUGCCAAAGAUAGAUCUAGAUGCAAUUCCACAAAAUUAUGCAGAUCAGAGACCUCAUCACCCAUAUGUCCUGCGACUCCAGCCUCGCCACAAAGGAAGCAACCAACACCUGCAGAUCAUAUAAUCACCUCUCCCUGGCAUUAUCCGCUAGUUGGAGGACUUCGUCAAGUACCUAAAACUCCUGAUCUCGAGCAGAGAGCUGCUACAUCAUCUGUGAGCCCGCUGCCAGAGACAUCGGACGGACCCCCUACCACGUCGCACCAUCUCUCCACGAAAUCCUCUUUCCAGUCCACAGAAACUGCCACAACUACCUCCGAGAACACCAAUUACAAACUUUACGGCGACGAGUCUCCCUCGGAGUCCGAAGUCGCCCCACCCUCAUCCAGUGGUUCCAACUACCAAGUGCUUGCAGAGUCCUCGCCUUCGGGCUCGGUCAUCUAUCGCCCACAAACUGUCAAAUCCGAGAACGAAGAUAACGAACCGCAGGGUGAUAAUUCGAUAGCAGCCGAUUCCUACGUCCAUCCUGACCUGCCUGGUGGUUAUUCACAGGAGGCUCUCGUUGUACCUCCCCUCAACCCCAAAGCCCGCAAACAACGAUCAGUCGAAAUCCUAAGAAAGUUCAUUCAUUCAAUUGCCAAAUCCCAUUCUCAAACACAGGCCCAAGGGAACGAGUACAUGGGCGCCGCCUCAAAAGUUCAACCCACCGCGGUCACACAUGCAGGAGCACCCGCACCAAUGGAGCUCACAGCUGUCGACUGUGCUCUCGGUGUCGGAUGGCGAGACCGAUCGACAUUCGAGGUCUUGGUCGAGCGAAAAUGGAUGGAGGAGCAGCGGAUAUCGAAGCACGCCAAGUCAUCACAGUCGUCAGAUGCGAACGGCUCUUUCGAGCCCCCCAUGCCACCCAUGCCAGCUUUCAUGCGCAACGGGCGUCAGAAUAGUACCACAUCGAUCCGGAUGGUGGAGGAACAAGAUGAAUACGGAGACGGUAUCACAGAUAUGCAAGACUUACGGACGAGAUCUUCGAGGAGGCGACUAUCCACGUACUUUAGUAGUUCAUCCUCGGAUGCCGGACGGACAAAUACGAUGCGCUCCACUACAAGCUCAAGAUCCAAUAGUCUCCUGCCUCAUACUAUCCCUACUUGGGCCAAAUUAUACUAUGGAAGUGGUGAGAGGCAUCAAUUGGGCGCUCCAGGGACUCCCGUACAGCGAGGCCAUAGCCGCUUCAAUUCUCUGAGAAGCGGCUCUGGUACCACCGGCAACUCUCAGCUUUCUAUAUCCAGCCCGAGACGGAGAUAUCGAGAUGGAGAGUCACAAGGCUCCCUGGACAUCACUCCUGUGCCUCAACAAGACACCAACAGACGUACACACGACCCAAGUACAAGCCGACACAGGACUUGGAGUAUGUCAAGCAUGUGGUCGCCGCAUCUUCGACUUGACAAAAGAGCUAAGCACAGAAGCGCUUGGAACCCUCCGUCGGUGAACUGGUCGGCAGAGAGUGGGAAGCUUGGCCGGAGAAACAUGCAAUUGUUAAUGUUUAUUGCGGGAUUUGUGUUCCCCUUUGCUUGGAUGAUUGCAGCGUUCCUACCUCUGCCCCCCAACCCUGAGCUCCAUAUGCGCGAGCAGGAUAAUAGUACCAGUAAUCUGGACGAAGCUAAUGCGACACCUAAUCAUUACGCCCGUCAGUUUGGGCCCAUGGACGAGCGUCGCUAUGAAAGCGCCAAGUGGUGGCGGAACCUGAACCGAUGGAUGUCGGUGGUCGGGUUGCUGAUCUUGGCGACAAUCAUCCGGAACACUGGAGGUUCUAGUUUUUCAGAGACGGUGGUGGUUUGGUUUGAUGGCUACUUCCGCCGCGGGGAGGUGUGGAGGUUUCGAGGAGGUGGAGGUGGAGGUGGAGGUGGAGGUGGUGGUGGUGGUGUAGGUGGUUGUGUUGGUGGUGGUGGUGGUGGUGGUGGUGUGGUCUUGGUGUUGGUGGCUGUGUUGGUGUUCGGUGGUUGUAUUUGUGCCGUGGCCGAGAGGCUUAACACUGGCCCGACCCAUCCAUCAUCUUCAUCCCGACUGGCCAAGUCUGCAUCACUGCCCUCUUCCUUCACCCAUCAUGAACUGGUCUGCGCCGCCAUCGUCAACAUCAAUAUCUCCAUCUCCAUCACCAUUAACAUCAGCUCCGUUAUCCGCACCCCCAUCGGCGUCGGCCUCGGCCUCGGCUUCACCAGCACCAACAUCACCACCAGCACCAGCACCACCAUCAUCAUCAUCCAGGAGACCGAGCGAGGCCCGCAGUAUGAACGGAUCCGGAAACGGAACCGGAUCGCGAGCUUCCAGACGGCCUCAUACGAAGUCGCGAAACGGAUGUGGGCAAUGCAAGAAGCGCAAAGUGAAGGUAAGGUAGUCCGUCAGUCCUGCGACGAGCGCGCCCCUCGCUGCUCCAACUGCACCAAAUGGCGAGAUCUGUGUGACUACGAGCUGUUUGGCCUCCCGACAUGCAAUCCGGCGGGCAAGAGGAAACAGUCGAAAGAUGCGCAGUCCGGCGCAGGGAUGACAAUCUCCAGGUCCUACCCACAGCCCCCGGCGCCGUCGCCAUCCCAGAUCAACCUGGAGCAUCUGGAGUUGAUGCACCACUAUUCCACGAGUACUGCGCGCACCUUUCACGAUUUUGGCGACGGCGGCCAUCGAUGGGAGAUCAUCGUGCCGGGGCAAGCCCAGUCCUAUGAGUUCCUGAUGCAUGCACUGCUCGGCGUUUCUGCUCUCCAUAUUGUGCACCUCAAGGGCAACGACCCUUCGGCUUCUCUGUAUCUAUCACGCGCCCGUGCCCAUCACUCCGAGGCGUUGACGCUCUUCCGGUCCACGGUAUCGGACAUCACCCAGAUAAAUGGCAUAGCAGCUGCCGCCUUCUCCUGCCUAUUUCUCAUCUUUUCCUGUGGCACCGCCCAGCUGGCGGACGCGGCGGGCAACCAAGAACCGGUCCAGGACCCGAUCGACACGCUCUUCACCAUCGUUGGAUUUUUCCGAAGCUAUUGGAAACUCUUCGACACUUCACAGCAGCUGGUAGAAGCGCGGUCACCGGUGGCUCGCAAUUCUCCCAGUCCCGGCGUCGACCCGCAACUUGUCCCAAAUCCAGCUGCGGCAGCGGCGCUGGAGGAGCUACAGCAACUCAAUGCUUCGUCGACAGAUAGCGACGCUAUGAAAACCAUAUACCAUGACGCCAUUGCUCAGAUGCAACGAUCUUUAGACAGCGGCCCAGCUCUGCCCAGGUUUUUGUGGCCUCUCACCAUUUCGGACGAUUACCUCGCCCUGAUUGAGCAGAGACAGCCGAUGGCGUUAGUCAUCCUGGCGCAUGGAUGCACUCUUACCAAGGAACUACCCCGUCGUUGGUUUGUGCACGGCUGGAUCCUGAACAUUAUCCUUACCAUCUCCGAGCGGGUCGGUAGCAAUUGGAGAGCAAGGAUGCAGUGGCCACUCGAGCAAUGUGGUCUUCCUCUUGAAAUAGAGCAUCAGCCCGGUGACGGUGGAAGUCUGCACGAGCUCGGUGAUGUACAACAGAGUAGCAGUACACAGGACCUUGUUAAGUUGUGA
Molecule: messenger RNA, 4233 nt
Organism: Drepanopeziza brunnea f. sp. 'multigermtubi' MB_m1
Lineage: Eukaryota; Fungi; Ascomycota; Leotiomycetes; Helotiales; Drepanopezizaceae
Source: RefSeq, a predicted model, not a curated record